Molecule: messenger RNA, 1056 nt
Organism: Fusarium mangiferae
Lineage: Eukaryota; Fungi; Ascomycota; Sordariomycetes; Hypocreales; Nectriaceae
Exons: 8
Coding region: 1-1056 (351 amino acids)
Source: RefSeq, a predicted model, not a curated record
AUGUCGUCGCCCGCUCGCAAGAAGCGUGCCGAUUCAGGGUCGACUCUUUCAUCACCAUCGCCCGUAGACGCGGAGAGCGGUCUUCUCCCACCAGAGCAUUGGUCACUACUACCAGAGGAAGAAAACGCGCCAGGCGAUGAAGACUCAGCUGUUCUUGACAAUGCGAGCUCAACAGCUUUUUUGACAUCCAGUGUUCUUCAGUAUCAAACUAUUAAUGGGAGGGCAUAUCAGACUGAGCGGGGAAAUCCCGAUUACUGGGGACCCAUCGAUGACACCGGCCAAGAGGCAAUGGAUAUCAAUCACCGUGUACUCACUCUCUUUUUAGGCGAUAAGCUGUACCUGGCACCAGUCCCAGAGGACAUUCAGACUGCCGUAGAUAUUGGAAAGGGAACUGGGAGUUCGCGGAUAAGUUCCCAAAUGCUUCCGUCAUUGGGAUUGAUUUUGCACCAAUUCAACCUAGUUGGAUCUCACCCAAUAGAGAGUUAUAAGUACCCGGUUAGAGAGAUACAUCUGCGUACAUUUCGUACUGACCUCUUAACAGCCAAAUUGAAGACUGUACCCAAGAAUGGACCUUCCAGCCUAACACCUUUGACUACAUCCAUAUGCGAUGGCUCGUCGCCAGCAUCGCACACUGGAAGUCUCUGUUUAAGGAAGUUUAUAAGUGCCUCAAACCAUGAGCCAGGCAGUGCGUUAAGCCAAUGGGAGAGGUUCUUCGUGGAAGGCGGACGCAAGAUAGGACGACCGUUUACGAUUUUAGAGGAGAACAUCCAGAGAGAAGGGAUGAGAGAAGCAGGAUUUUGUGACAUUGAGGAGCGGGAUUUUAAGAAUCCUGUGGGAAGAUGGCCAAAGGAUCCGAAGUACCGAAGUGGAGGGCAGUUUAUGCAGGCUGCCUUCGAACAAGACGCUCAGGGAACAGUUCUUCAUAUGGAUACUACGCUGGGAUGGACUGAGGAAGAAGUCACUGUCUUCAUCUCUCACUUUAGACGCGAGAUCAGAUCAUCUAAGAUCCAUUCGUAUUUCAGACAGAAGGUUGUUUGGGGACGGAAGCCUCUUUAA